CGCCGCCCGCCCUCAGUCCGCCGUCACGCGCCGCCGCGACAACACGUUAUUAAGGCCUCUGUACGCCACUACACGCGACGCGCGCGUUUCGAACGUAGUGAACGAUCUCGCGACCGGUUCGCCGGAGCCCAUGAGCGACUAGUGACAUCUCGAUACUUGUGCUGUGUGACUUGCAGUGAAACGCUCAGUGCAUACAUGUGCAAGUGAUGGAUUACUGCGGAUCUACCUUCGAGUGCUGACGACCGGGUACGGUCCCGACGUAUGCCCCGGCGCCGCUAGCCCGGACGCGCCAGCAUGCGCGCCCCCGCGGUGCUCAUCGCCCUGCUAGGGUUUCUACCCCAGGUGCUGACGUCUGGUUCCUUCGAACUUAGGAUAAAAAGUUUUACGAACUCAUUGGGUAGGUUAAGUAGUGGGCAGUGCUGUGAUGGUUCCUCAAAUAGUGACGCGCCGUGUUUGGCGCCGUGCAGGACUAAAUUCCGAGUGUGCCUCAAGAUAUAUCAAGCUAAUAUCGACACAACGUCACCGUGUACCUUCGGUGACAUUACAACGCCUGUAUUGGGCGGCAACUCAUUGGAUGUGCCCAACCUCCACGUGGAAGGAUUUAGCAAUCCCAUCGUGUUCCCCUUCGACUUCACAUGGCCGGGCACAUUCACGCUUAUUGUGGAAGCUUGGCACGACACCAAUGAGACGUCGAGAUCUGAUGAUACCCUGAUCGCGCGAAUGACGAAACAGAGCGUUGCGGAUGUGGGGGGUCCAUGGAUAGAAGAAGAACAACGGUGGGGUGGAGCCGGCUCUGCUCACCUGAAGUUGUCGUACAGGGUGACAUGUGCUGCUCAUUACUACGGCGCAGGCUGCGAGGUGCUGUGCAGGCCCAGAGAUGAUGCCUUCGGACAUUACACCUGUUCGCCAUCAGGAGGCAUCGUCUGCAAGGCUGGCUGGACCGGAGACUAUUGCUCGAAACCGCGGUGCUUGCCCGGCUGCGACGCGGAGCACGGCCACUGCCUCAAGCCCGACGAAUGCAUCUGUCAUUCGGGCUGGGUGGGCGAGCUGUGCGACCAGUGCGAGCGACACCCGGGCUGCGUGCACGGCACCUGCCUGCGGCCCUGGGACUGCAACUGCGAGGAGGGCUGGGGCGGGCUGUUCUGCAACCAGGACCUCAACUACUGCACCAACCACCGGCCCUGCCGCAACGGCGGCACCUGCCACAACACCGGCCAGGGCAGCUACACCUGCAUGUGCCCGCCCGAGUACACCGGGCCCGACUGCGAGAAGUCGCUGCACUCGUGCGCCGUGCGGCCCUGCCUCAACGGGGGCGCCUGCGUGCCCGACGAGGGCGGCGAGCUGGCGUGCGCCUGCCCGCAGGGGUACGAGGGCGCGCGCUGCGAGACCCGGCGCCUCACGUGCGCGGACCGGCCCUGUCGCAACGGCGGCGUGUGCGAGCCGCGCGGCGCUGGCUACGUGUGCGAGUGUCCCGUUGGCUACGCUGGCACGGACUGUGCGCUCGAGGCAGACCCGUGUGCUGCGGGGCCCUGUCGCAACGGGGCCACCUGCUCGCGCGCUGGCGACGGCUUCAAGUGCACCUGCCGCGCUGGCUUCCGCGGAAAUCGCUGUGAGAUCGACAUCGACGACUGCGCGGGUAUCAUGUGUGAACACGGCGGCACCUGCGUCGACCUCGUUAACGGACAACGCUGCCAGUGCGCACCCGGCUUCGUGGGCUCGCGCUGCGAGACCAGAGUGGACCUAUGCCUCGCUAAACCCUGCGCGAACGGUGGAGAAUGUAAGAUCCUCGACAACGACUACCAGUGUCGGUGUAGACCCGGCUUCGCUGGCAAAGACUGCAGCAUCGACAUCGACGAGUGCUCAUCUUCACCGUGUCGGAACGGAGGCACCUGUAGGGACCGAGUGGACGGCUACCACUGCUCGUGUCCUCCGGGCUGGGGCGGUAAGUCGUGCACCGUGUCGCUGGCGGAGCUCGUGUCUAAGCAAGCGGGGGGACACCUGCGGCGGGUGGGGGACGAGGGGGGCGAGGAGGCGCUGUCGGGGCAGCAGGUGGCGUGGAUCGCGUCCGUGACGGCCGCCGUGCCGCUGGCGGCGCUGGCCGCCGUGCUGGCCAUCGUGUGCCUGCGCCGGCGCCGCGCGCGCGCUGCGGCGGCCGACGCGGAGGCGCGCGCGCAGAACGCGGCCAACGCGGGCGGACACGUCAUCCGUAACACGUGGGGCAAGUGCGACGCGCCGGCGCCGGAGUGCCAGAACGCGCACAACGCGGCGGCCGAGGAGUGCAAGCGCAAGACUCUCAACACAGAGAGCGCGCGCCUGCUGGCCGCGCUGGACCCGCGGCUGUCGCGGCUCUCCGCGGACUCCGCCUACUGCGCUAAUAGCGAUACGUCGCUAGUGAAGCGAGCGCUAGAAGGCGGAGGGGUGUACGUAUUAGACGACCAUUGCUUGCCGCCGACGUACGCGACACAAGUGUAGUGAUACUAAAUGCGUCAAUGGACAACACUAACUUAUUUAUUCACAACGGACGCUCGUGCGAAACAGGCUGUGCGCCGCGUGUAAAUAUAGCGUAAAGUGUAAAGUGACCCUGUAUAAACGUCUAGUUAUAAGCGUUCCGAAGUAUUUAUUUAAGAGAGCGAUUCGUACGCCCCUGUAAAUAGUAUUGGCGGGACGGAUCGCGUUUUUUCCGCCCCUGAUCGGCGAGCGUCGUGGCGACAGUGGCGCCGCCAAGCGUCGAGCGGCCGCCGCGAGGACCGCGCGAGCCGAGGGGCCGGUGGACUUGUCCACGUCGCGAUCUCUGUACACUUGGCCCGAGGACAUUUUGGCAACAGUUUAAAUGGUUCAUCAAAAAUUAGAAAGCGUAAACAUUUUUGUAUAAAGUCUAGAUCCUCUUAAUUUUUAUAUAUAGUCCUUUUGCUGGUUUGAACUGUUUACAAAAUGUUCGAGUCCCAAGUAUAGGUAACGUGUGCUGCGUCCCGUAGCUCGGUCCGCUGCGCGACGCCGCAUCGUGGCGCGGCACCGCGCUGCACUGCGGCAGGUGUCGCACACGAACACAACACACCACUAACACUAUCCCUCUAGACUCGCACCAGUAUAGAAGCCAAACCGUGCGUAAAAUAAGAUUAGACUAAUUUAUAAAAAAUAACGCGAAUGAUGCGUUCAUCAGUUUUACAUUGAUUUAUAUUUUGUGAUUGACUAAUUGUUGUCAUUUGUUCCUAUGAUUAUGAUAGUGAAUUACUCCACACAAAAAAAUCUUGUUCAGGUUUUCUUGAAAAUCGACGUAGAUUUUUUCCUUUCCCUCGUAACUUCUGUACUCGGGCUGUAGUUCAGUUAGCACGAUAAUGUAACGUUCCUGAGACUGUGAGCGCCAUUUCUACGAGCUGUAUGCGCGCAUGCAGCUCGUACGAGUCGCGGUCGCACCACACAAAUGUUCACGCACGUAAUUAGUCCAUAGGUUAACAUUAACUUCAGUACUUAUAGAAACAAAUUGUCGAAACCUAAGUCAUUGUGUAUAAAAACGUAAGUUUUAGUUUUGUAAGUAUAUUCUCCAUUACUUAUAAGAGUACUGAGACAAUAUAAAAUGUGUCAUUAGGCAACAUAGGACAGGAUACUCUGCUUGUUUUAACUUAUUUAUUUGAAUAGGUACAGUUCUCGAUAUGUUGUGUUUGUGGCUCGGCGCUCGAGCGGCCACACACGCCGGCAGACUGUGUGGACGCUCGACCGCGAGCCGUUUAUGAAAUAAUUUAUGUUAAAUUACAAUUUUAUAAAGUCCGUGUAGAUAUAUGCGGUAAGUGAUAGGUUAUAUCACCUCUUAUGUUGCCUUUUGUACUCGAACGUAGAUUAAAAAGGUUAAAUCGACAAAAUUGUAAAAAUAUGAAUAGACUGAUGAUCAAUAAUAAUUCUCUUGUAUUUAAUUUUUUAAGAUGACAAAUAAGUUUAAAUUAUGAGGAAAUAAUGAACAUCCGAAUGUACUAAAAAUAUAAUCAUAAUUUUUGUACUUAAUUGAUCACAGUGAACCUUUCAUUUUUCUUUUUGAGAAUUUCGUUAUGAUAUUGUAAUUCAAAAUUAUGAUUUCCAUUCCGAACAAUAAAAUGACAGUAUUUUUAAUUUAUUUAUUACAACCGUAUCAUUAUAAUUAUUGUGAAUUUCUUUAAUUUUAUGAACAAAAUCAUUGUUUAAUUAUUUUUUGAGCUUAAGUUUACAAUUGACUGAUGUAAAUUGACUUAUAUAUGAUAUUUUGGACACAUUUUAAUAAAUCAUGAAUGUAUUUGUGGCUGUAUGUGUGAGUAUACUGAAAGAUAAAAUUUCAAAUCAUUCCAUUUCUUAGCUAAGUAGCCUUAUCUAUAAAUCUUAAUGUUUAAUUUCGCUAUUUUCUUAUAAUUGUUUAUUUUGCAUGUGAAACCAGUGAUUAUCUUAAUUGUUCUAUGUUUCGUCCGUGUGGACAAAGUACAAUUAUCUGUUAUCUAUCUUAGUAUAAUAAUGUUACCUUUUGGUAUAUUCACAUAGAUGUUUCAAAAGAAAAAUGAAAGAAAUCUUCAUGUGACACAAAACUGUAACCAAUAAUUCCAUAAAUAGAUUCUAACAGAAUAAAAGUCAUAUUGUAUUGCUAAUGCGGUGAUAAAUUUGCCAGCGAGUGUUUGUGACGAAGUGUAAUUAUUGCAGUGGAUGCAAACGAGAAAUAAAAUGUUAAUAAUAAACAAUUGUUUACAAAAAAUUAAAAAA
Messenger RNA from Spodoptera frugiperda (fall armyworm), 4716 nucleotides. It is a transcript of the gene Delta, whose product is annotated as neurogenic locus protein delta. NCBI's taxonomy places the organism in Eukaryota, Metazoa, Arthropoda, Insecta, Lepidoptera, Noctuidae. Gene Ontology annotation, molecular function: calcium ion binding. The record is from RefSeq and is a predicted model, not a curated record. Gene Ontology annotation, cellular component: membrane. Gene Ontology annotation, biological process: Notch signaling pathway; multicellular organism development; axon guidance.